AUGACACGGGUAAUUGUAGUCCUGGGGGCGGGCCUUGCCGGCACCCCGAUCGCCCACUACCUACUCAAGCACCUCGCGGCCAAGGUCGUCGGGGGCCUCAAGGUCAUCCUCGUGUCUCCCAACACGCACUUUUUCGCAAACAUACCAUCGGUCCGCGCCAUCCUCCCAGAUAUGAUCCCCGAGAGCAAGAUUUUCAUCCCCAUCGCCCCGGCUUUUGCCCACUACCCCGCCGGCCGGUUCGAGUUUGUCGUCGGCAAGGCCGAGCAGCUGGAUCCCGGUAGCAACUCUGUCACGAUCCGCGAGAACAAUGACGGCGUAAGGCAGAUCAACUACGACGACAUAGUCAUCGCCACGGGCAGCGCCUUCAAGGAGGGCAUGCCGCUCAAGAACCUCUCGACGACCGAGGAGACUAAGCAGACGCUGCUGGCGUGGAGCGAGCGGAUCAAGGCGGCCAAGUCCAUCGUAGUGGCAGGCGCUGGGGCUACGGGGGUAGAGAUCGCCGGCGAGCUGGGGCAGGAGUACGCUACGGCGGGCACCAAGGAGAUCACACUAGUGGCCGACGGCGAGCUGCCGCUGGCGGGCAAAUACAAGCAGGACGUGCGCGAGACAGUAAAGCGCGAGCUCGAGAAGCUCGGCGUCAAGGUCGUCGUCAACUCCAAGGUCAGCGCCGUCACAGAGGGGAGCGGGGCCAAGGAGCAGACGACCGUCCAGUUGACGACAGUGGGCAGCAGCACCACCAAGACGUCCCUCAAGACGGACCUGCUCCUGCCCACGUACGGCAUCACGCCCAACACGGCCUUCGUCCCCGCCGAGCUGCUCGACGCGCGCGGGUUGAUCAAGCAGACGCCGCUGCUGCGCGCCGAGGGUUACGAUAACGUGUUCGUGGUGGGAGACGCGGGCAACAUCGAGGAGCCGUCGGGGCAGCACGCCGACGUGCAGGCCGCGCACGUCGUCAAGCUGAUCGAGGCGCACGUGCUUGGGGAGUCCGCCGGGAAGCCGGUCGACGAGUACAAGCCCAACCCCAAGAUCGGCGCCGGAUGGAGCUUAGGGAGGAAAAAGGGGACCGGUCAGAUGGGCAACAUGCGCCUGUGGGGCUGGGUCAUCGUCUACUUCAAGUCCAAGACGCUCGGCCUCGACAAGUACGACGGCAUCGUCAAGGGCGAGCGGACUUUGUUGCAGAAUAGCUGGUAG
Molecule: messenger RNA, 1191 nt
Organism: Lasiosphaeria miniovina
Lineage: Eukaryota; Fungi; Ascomycota; Sordariomycetes; Sordariales; Lasiosphaeriaceae
Exons: 2
Coding region: 1-1191 (396 amino acids)
Cellular component (GO): cytoplasm
Molecular function (GO): electron-transferring-flavoprotein dehydrogenase activity; flavin adenine dinucleotide binding
Source: RefSeq, a predicted model, not a curated record